AUAUGGUAUCAAAGUCAUCAUUCGAUCAAACAAUUGAAUGAAACGCAGCAUUCAUCAUAUCCCAUAAAAAAUGUCCGAUAAAACUCCUCAAACGGGCAGUUCCAUAAACAUAGAGGAAUCUGACCCGAAAAAUCAGCCGAUCAAUCUUGCACAAAUUCUGGAAAUUCUUCAAAAUUUUCAGAAUUUGGCACCCAAGGCCGAACCUAUCGAGAGCUCUUCCAAUCAGCUAUUAAAUAUGGCGGAAAAGCUCAACGAUAGGAACUACGCCAUUUGGGCGCGCAAAAUGAGUCUGGCGUUGGAUGGGAGAGGGCGGCUCAAGCACAUCCUUGCCACACCUCUCAAAUCAGAUGACCCGAAAUUUAUUAAAUGGAGACAAGCAGAUUCAACGGUUAUAACAUGGAUUCUAGAAAACAUAGAAUCAGAUAUUGUCAAUCAAUAUAUCGAUUAUCCAACUGCUUGGGAUCUGUGGAAGGGAAUCGAAGCCACUUACGGCUCCGGGAAAGAUCCCUUGCAGGUAUACAACUUGAUGGUGAAAGCUAGCAGCAUCAAACAAGGAGACCAGACACUAGAGAAGGUCUACAACCAAUUGCAAGCUGUGUGGAAGGAAAUCGACAGGAGGCGACCCAACCCGAUGAAAUGCCCGGAGGAUAUGACGAUUUUCACACAAAUUCAACAACAAAAUCGUUUGUAUCAAUUUUUACAAGCCAUAAACGAAGAGUUUGAUGUAGAAAAACGUGAUAUUCUCAAAACAGAUCCUCUCCCCUCCGUAGAAGAGGCAUACGCCCAAAUCAGGAGGGAGGCUACCAGGAAAGGAAUAAUGAAGGGAGACAAUGGACCUUCAUCGGGAGAUCCCUCAGGUCUUGGCAGUGGAUUCGCAGCCACACGGGCUGGAUUGCGAUCGGAAAAGGAAAAAAAACCUGAUUGGUGGCCUGACAGCCGAAAGAGGGGGAAGAAGCUACCUGGGGUCGCUGGGGCAGUGGUGGGCAAUCAAGAGACCACCAGCACCACCGUCGUCCAAGCGUCUGAAAACUUCGCCGGAAUCGCCAUGGGUAACGUCGAAGAAGAGAGCAGCGGCGUAAGAAGGAGAGGCGAAGAAGUUACGGGUAGGGAUAUUCGGACGGGGAAGAUCAUUGGGCGUGGUUCUGAGCGUAAUGGCCUGUACUAUGUUGAGGAAUUUGAUCAUUACGGAACUGUUACGCUUGCUCAUGGGACAGUGGACAGGCAGGCAUGUAGUCAGGGAGAGAAAAUUACGAAUGACUCUCUAGAGUGGUUACACAACCCAGUCUUGCCGCCUGAAACUGUCCCAACCGAGGAAGUAAGUCACUCCGUGAGAUCAUCUUCUGAGAACAUUGAACAGUCCAACAACUCUGAACUCAUGUCUGAUUCUACUCCGUCUGACAAAACUCCUGAGGUUAGUACUUUCCCCACUCCUGAUGAUUGCAUUGAUAAAUCUAAUGAUACCGUGGAAGAAUUGAAUAUAUCAAACAGAUAUGUUCUCCCACCACGGAAGAAUCGGGGAAUUCCUCCUGUCAGAUAUGAACCAGAAUACAUCCCUCGGAAUUCAAGAUAUCCUGUUGCUGAUUUGGUUGAGGUGUUACAUAUUUGUCUAUGGUGGGACUAGUAACUUUAAGGCAGUAAUGGAUGACUCUAAAGAACCCUCGAGCUUGUUCCCACAUGGAGGCGCCAUCACAAGGAUAAGUUCUUCACUUAUUUAUGAAAGUUGUUUCUAAAUCCACUCCUCAUUUGGCUAUAUCCACUCCUUUUCAUACUCUCUCCGUCCCCCAGUUUUUGUCCACGUUUGACUUUUGGAAUUGUUCAUCUAAGUACUUUGACUCAUCAAAUUCUCUCAAUGUGUAAGCCUAAAUAUAGUCAUGUGUGAUCUUGUUUGAUUUGUCUUAACAUAUAGAUUAUUAAUAUAUAAUUUCUAUAAUUUUUUAAUAUACAAAUUACAAGAUAAAAUGGAUUAAAGAAGUGCAUUGGAU
Molecule: messenger RNA, 1982 nt
Organism: Cuscuta campestris
Lineage: Eukaryota; Viridiplantae; Streptophyta; Magnoliopsida; Solanales; Convolvulaceae
Source: the annotation of a GenBank genome assembly